ACAUCUAUAAAUACAAUUUCAGAAUUUCACUUUGCAAAAGGGAAAAUAAGAUACUCUCUGUUUCAUUAACCUUUUCUUUCUCACUUCCACUUAAAUCUCAUUUAAACCCACACCUUUCCCACUUCAAUGCUUACAACAUGUUAAAACUCUCUGACCCAUCAAUCAGAUCAAACUCACACCCAUCUUUUUCCUAAAAUUAAAUAAAUAUUCUCUUGCUCUCAUUUAAUCUGGACUCAAUUUCCGAUCGAGAAAUAAAACCCAUCUCGAUUUAUUAUUUCUUUUAAUCCCAUUUGUUUAAAAAAGACGAUACAUUUUUCGUUUUGAAAUGCUUGUGUCGGAUUACAACAUGUUGUGUCCGAAAAUGUCACUAUCAACAACGGAAUUAGUAUUUAAACUUUAAACCCAUCUUUCUUCAAAAAAAAAACUUUUUCUAUUUUUUUCGCCUGUUUUUUCCUUAAUAAAUCAGAAAUGGGCAGAGCAAGUAGAUGGUUAAAAUCAAUUUUAGGCCUUAAAAAUCAAAAUGACAAAGAAAAAAUGACUAAAUCUAUGAAAAAUGAAGAUGUAAAGAGAGAAAAAAGGGGUAAAAUUGAAGGAAGAUGGAGUUUUACAAAGGCAACAAAAGAGAAUGUUAGAGAAAAGGAAAAAGAUCGGUACAGAAAUCAUACAUGUGAUUCAGAAAAAGAGCAAACUAAGCAUGCUAUUGCUUUAGCUGCUGCAACCGCUGCUGCCGCUGAUGCGGCGGUGGCUGCGGCUCAAGCAGCGGUUGCUGUUGUUAGAUUGACUAGUCAUGGAAGGGGAGCUCUGUUUUCUAAUGGUGGAAAAUAUGUAUGGGCUGCUGUUCGGAUUCAAACCCAUUUCAGGGGAUAUUUGGCCCGGAGAGCACUUAGAGCCUUAAAAGGCUUAGUAAAAUUACAAGCUCUAGUUAGAGGCUAUCUUGUUAGAAAGCGAGCUGCAGCAACUCUUCAAAGUAUGCAAGCUCUCAUCCGAGCUCAAACGGCUGCGCGUUCUCAAAGGAUUAAUCAAGUCCUUGGUCGAACGAACAAGUUUCAAUCGGAUUUUCGAGCACGAAACUCCAUGGAAAGGUUUGAUGAAGCAAGAAAUGAUCAAUUCCAUAGCAAGAGACUAUCAACAUCAUAUGAGCCUUACAACAAUAACCCAUUUGAAGGGAGUCCAAAAAUUGUUGAAAUUGACACAUAUAACAAGCCAAAAUCUAGGUCUAGGAGGAUCAACCCAUCAUUAUAUGAUUUUAGUAGUGAAGAUAUGCUACAAUGUCCUAACCCUAGUCGGGUCUCCAUACCCAAUUGUCAAAACACCCAUCGAGACUAUGAUUGGAGCUUUCUUGGCGAUGAAUGCCAGAUCUCAACAUCCCAAUGUAAAUCUCGAUUUACAAAUUCAACCCGCUCAAAUGCUCCCCUUACCCCCACAAAAAGUGUAUGUGGGGAUAGUUUCUUUAGGCCUUACUCCAAUUUCCCAAGCUACAUGGCGGACACACAAUCGUUUCGAGCUAAACUAAGGUCCCAAAGUGCCCCGAAACAAAGGCCUGAAUCGCGGCCCAAGAGUAGGCUAUCAUUGAAUGACAUAAUGGGUGCUAGAUAUAGCAUUAGUGGUGUUAGAAUGCAAAGAUCUAGUUCAAUAGUUCAAGACUAUCCCUUGAACUUGUUAUGAAAUGUUUAAACUAAGAUAUUGACACUCUCUCUUAGUAUCAAAUCUCUAUUAUGUUGUUUAGUAGGUCAGUAUUACCCUAUGCAACUGAAUACAGGGUGCUUGUGUAUAUUCUAGAGAAAACUUAUUUUUAAUAGUUAAUGAAAAUGAGAAUUUUUUGUCUUUUUUAAUCUCAAAUUAUUGUACCUUAUUCUA
Amaranthus tricolor (Joseph's coat) is the source of this 1857-nucleotide messenger RNA. Its product is annotated as protein IQ-domain 26-like. Bases 469 to 1665 code for a protein of 398 amino acids. Lineage: Eukaryota; Viridiplantae; Streptophyta; Magnoliopsida; Caryophyllales; Amaranthaceae. The transcript is spliced from 3 exons. The record is from RefSeq and is a predicted model, not a curated record. Gene Ontology annotation, molecular function: protein binding.